AGAAGGAAGAGCCCAGGACCCAACUGCUACCUGGGGCCCAGCGCCGCUGGGCUGAGCGGCCCCGGGAGGAGAAUGGAAACAUGCCCGGGAGAAGCGCGUGAAAACCCCGCGGGAGGGGAGCGAGCGAGCGGCGGUGAACGCACUUGGCGAUGCGAGAAGAGUGCCUCGGAGGGGGAGGGUAAAUCUCCAUCUGUUUGGUGUGUUGCUCGGCGUGAUGUCAGCUGUAUCCUAAGGACACUCUCCCUCUGUCAGGAAGUGCACUGGCUGCAGCUGAGACGUGAGGCGGAGGAGGGGACGCCGAGGCAGGCAGUCCGUGCAGGGGUGUGUGUGUGUGUGUGUGUGUGUGUGAAGGAGUUUGGAGCUCGCGGGUCAAGCAGGAGUGCCCCUUCCCUCCUUCGGUCCCAGCUGGAGCUGCACCUUGUAGCUCCGGGGUGGGAAGCGGCUGUUCUCACGGGGGGAUUAGUCUCCUCUCUCUAGAGGCAGAGGUUACAAACGCCCCCUGUGAACGGGGCGGAUUGGUAGUGAAGGCUUGUAACAAAAGUUUCUUUGAAUCGACUCCUAGUUUGGAGGUGACGAGGAGACAGGGAGGAAAAGAAAUUGCUCUCGAGCGCAAGGGAUAGCUCAUCUUAUACAUGCUGCCAUUUGCCAUGAAGAGAAAACAGAAGAGAUUUCUGCAAAUGACGUUGUUGUUCAUGAUGGCUUUAAUUUUCCUGCCUAAUAUUGGUCUGUGGUCCUUAUACAAGGAUAAACACCUAAUGAAAUCUCCAGAGCCAGGAGAGCAGCAGACGUUUCCACUGGGCCUGGGAGAUGGACAGCUCUAUACUUGGACUGAUGGCUUGAAAAGAAAAGACUGGCAUAACUAUGAAAGUAUUCAGAAAGACGCCUUGCGUACAGGAAAAGGUGAGCAUGGAAAACCCUAUCCUCUAACGGAGGAAGACCGUGAUGAUUCUGCGUAUAGGGAGAAUGGCUUCAACAUAUUUGUUAGCAACAACAUAGCUCUGGAACGAUCACUGCCAGACAUUCGACAUCCAAACUGUAAGCACAAGGUAUACUUGGAAAAGCUGCCAAAUACUAGCAUAAUUAUCCCAUUUCAUAAUGAAGGAUGGACUUCACUCUUGCGAACUAUACACAGCAUUAUCAACCGGACUCCAGACAUCCUUAUAGCUGAAAUCAUACUCGUGGAUGACUUUAGUGACAGAGAACACUUGAAAGAGAAGUUGGAGGAAUACAUGGCCCGUUUUGCCAAAGUGAGGAUUGUGCGCACCAAGAAACGAGAAGGGCUGAUUCGGACCAGACUGCUAGGAGCCUCGAUGGCUAAAGGAGAAGUCUUGACGUUCCUGGACUCCCAUUGUGAAGUCAACGUGAAUUGGCUUCCUCCCUUGCUUAACCAGAUUGCACUAAACCACAAAACCAUUGUGUGUCCCAUGAUCGAUGUCAUUGACCACAAUCACUUUGGCUAUGAGGCACAGGCGGGGGAUGCCAUGCGAGGAGCCUUCGACUGGGAAAUGUACUACAAAAGAAUACCGAUUCCUCCAGAGCUCCAGAGAUCUGAUCUCAGUGACCCCUUUGAGUCUCCUGUUAUGGCUGGAGGUCUGUUUGCUGUUGACCGAAAGUGGUUUUGGGAGCUGGGUGGCUAUGAUCCAGGAUUAGAAAUAUGGGGAGGAGAGCAGUAUGAAAUCUCCUUUAAGGUUUGGAUGUGUGGAGGUGGUAUGUUUGAUGUUCCGUGUUCUAGAGUUGGACACAUCUACAGGAAGUACGUCCCUUAUAAAGUUCCAUCUGGAACCAGCCUGGCACGAAAUCUGAAGCGUGUGGCAGAGACAUGGAUGGAUGAGUUUGCAGAGUACGUUUACCAGCGGCGGCCUGAAUACAGGCAUCUCUCAACAGGUGAUAUCUCAGCCCAGAAGGAGCUACGCAAGCACCUUAAGUGCAAGGACUUCAAGUGGUUCAUGGCUGCAGUGGCAUGGGAUGUCCCUAAAUAUUACCCCCCUGUGGAACCUCCACCUGCUGCAUGGGGGGAGAUUCGAAAUGUGGCAGCCAGUCUCUGUGUGGACAGUAAACAUGGGGCCACAGGGACGGAACUGAGGCUAGACAUAUGUGUAAAGGACGGCUCAGAACGGACGUGGUCACAUGAACAGCUCUUUACCUUUGGUUGGAGAGAAGACAUCCGCCCCGGGGAACCUCUUCACACCAGGAAAUUCUGCUUCGAUGCUGUUUCACACAGUAGCCCUGUCACACUCUAUGACUGUCAUGGCAUGAAGGGUAACCAGCACUGGAGCUAUAGGAAGGACAAAACUUUGUUCCAUCCGGUAAGCAACAGCUGCAUAGAUUGCAACCCAGCUGAGAAGAAGAUUUUCAUGAACAGAUGUGAUCCUUUAUCUGAAACUCAGCAGUGGAUUUUUGAACAUAUUAAUAUGACUGUUUUAGAAAAAUUUAACAGCAAGAACAGUUCCUAGGAGAAAAAGAGAUUACAUACAGAUUGCAACUGCAUUUUGGCCAGCAUCUGGGUCGAAGGAGUCAGGAAUUAAAUUUCCUAGAUCCAGGAAGUCUUUUCUGAGGAUUAAGCAAAUGCCACGGCAAAGGCCAAUGGGCAGUCAUUGUGGAUGUACAGUAUCUGAAGAACUUGGCUGAGAGUCUCACCAGAUGCUGAGAACUUUAGGCUGACAAUUCCCUUGCUGGCCAAGGGGAAAGUUUAUUUAAAAAACUUUUCAAAACAUUGAGUUAAUAAAUUGAAACAAAAUUCUAGAGUUUCUCAGGUCAAAUCCUGCUGUA
Messenger RNA from Pelodiscus sinensis (Chinese soft-shelled turtle), 2769 nucleotides. The record is from RefSeq and is a predicted model, not a curated record. Lineage: Eukaryota; Metazoa; Chordata; Testudines; Trionychidae.